Molecule: messenger RNA, 1598 nt
Organism: Spirodela intermedia
Lineage: Eukaryota; Viridiplantae; Streptophyta; Magnoliopsida; Alismatales; Araceae
Source: the annotation of a GenBank genome assembly
AUGGCGAGACCAACGGGCUGGCUGAUGGUCCUCGCAUUGUUGGGUUGGCUUGUCGGAGUCCUCCACGCCGGCGCUGGCGACGCCGAUCCUCUCUACAUGUAAUGCCCAUUCCUUCUUCUUUCCUGCUUUUUCGCCUCUGUGACGCUUUGUCUAAAUGGAUUGGGAGAGAGAGAGAGAGAGAGAGAGAGAGAGAGAGAGAGAGAGAGAAGAGAUUCGUAGAUAGAUUAGGUGUUUUCUAAGAAUUCACUGACCGACCGGCAUUUUCGGGUUGAUACCAGAAGCUGCGUAGAACGAUGCGAGAGGGCCGAGCAUUGCCAGCCCUCGUCUGCUGCCAUCGCCAUUGAUGUUCCGAGGAUCCUACAUAUGUGGAGGGAAUGGACUUUCAGAAGCGACUGCAGACGCAGCUGCGUGGCGCAGAGGGAGAUGGAGAGAGAAGAGCUUGGCCUGGAGCCCCUCAAAUACCACGGGAAAUGGCCACAGAUGCGCUCGGGCUUUCUCCUGGUCCGCAUUCUGAUCGACCUCCUGGUGAAGAUGAUCUGUUCGUUGUUUUUGGGAGAUCAACGAAAGUGUCCAUUCUCUUGCAGAACAUGGUUUCAGCCGCGCUUCCGGGGCUUAAUCUUAUAGCGCAGCUCUACGGAUGGCUGUCCUUCCUUCUUCUGCGCCGCAAGUCACCUUGCGGGACGAACUCCUACGAAUACGCCGGUCUGUGGCAUAUCCAGGGUUUGUUAGCGACGAACGCUUGGUUCUGGAGCUCAAUUUUCCACGUUCGGUAAGAGAAUCUCUCUCUCUCUCUCUCCUCUCUCUCCCUCUCCCCAUCUCUUCCUUUCUCCCACUCUAUCUGUGCAGUGGUCAUAAGUUGAUUCCUGUGAGCCCGGCAGGGAGUUUGCUGUGACGGAGAGGCUGGCCUACUCGGCGGCGGUGGCGCUGGUCGGGUACUCCCUGGUUCUAUCCAUCGUUCGGACCUUCAACCUGAGGAACGAGGAAUCGAGGGUCAUCGUUGCUUCCCCAGUGCUGGGAUUCGCCAUUACGCACAUCUUCUACCUGAACUACGCAGAGCUCGACUACGGUAGGCUUCAUCUCGGCUCGGCUCUCCCAGCUUUAUCCUCUUAGGGUUCACGCGCUACGUCCUCUUCUUUUUUCGUGCUUCACGAGAGCCAGUGAUCUAACAAGAAAAGACGAGCACUCACAAGGGAAAAUUAUAAUCUGGGUUUGAUUUCGUGCUGUUGGUAGUUGACUUUUACAGAACUUCGUUCGAUUUUCCUAAGAUUGCCGAUAACUCUGCAUCUGGGCCCCGGUGAAUCCCCUCAGGGUGGAACAAGACGGUGUGCGCCGCCAUGGGCGUAGCUCAGCUUCUCCUCUGGUCGACCUGGGCCGGCAGGACACGCCAUCCUUCCCGCUACAAGAUGUGGGCGGUCGGCGCCGCCGGCGGCCUCGCCGUGCUCAUCGAGGUCGUUGACUUCCCACCUCGCGGAGGUUUCGUCGACGGCCACACCCUGUGCCACGCCAUAGCCAUUCCCUUGACUCACCUGUGGUGGAGCUUCGCGAGGGACGACGCUCUACUCGGGACCUCCCCGCCGCCGAAGAAGAAGACGAAGUAG